Messenger RNA from Lycium barbarum (goji berry), 2117 nucleotides. Its product is annotated as kinesin-like protein KIN-14O. NCBI's taxonomy places the organism in Eukaryota, Viridiplantae, Streptophyta, Magnoliopsida, Solanales, Solanaceae. The record is from RefSeq and is a predicted model, not a curated record. Bases 191 to 1801 code for a protein of 536 amino acids. The transcript is spliced from 15 exons.
CUAAAAUGACCAUCCCACCUGGCCGUUACGCUCUUCACCCCCAAAUUCAUUCGCGUCUCCAGCCAAAAAGCUUCAACUUAACGAUUUAUUUCUUAAAGGAUUUCACCAUUUUCAAUCGCUUCUAGAUCUGCUCUUAAGGUUAUGCUGUUGCAUUAGUAUUUUCUGAGUUUUGAUUGUUGAUCCCGUGAUAAUGGAAGAAGAGAAGAAGAAGAGGAAGAACAAAAAAAAGAAGAAUAAACAAACCAAGGGGAUAGAAAAUAAUGCCGUUGGUGCAGAAGAAUCAGCUUCCUCCAAUCAAAACCAUGCUGCUGAAAUACGUGGCUCUGAAUCACAUACUGAUGGUACUUCGGGAAUAGAUGAGGAUUUUAAUAGACAUGAUACUGAUGGUGCCAAAGUCGCCACCUUUGAAGAGAAGAUUAAACAAUUACAGCAAGACAAAGUGGUACAUAUGCAAAAGGAGGCUAUCUUCGAGGAGAAACUUAAACAAUUAGCACAGGAAAAAGAUGCCAGUUUACUGAAGGAGGCUAGCUUUGAGGAGAAAAUCAUGCAAUCGCAAAAAGAAAUUAGCAGUCUCAGGAGGCAAGAGGCUAACCAAGUAGAAAAGAUACGAGAAUUACAUAUGGAGAAGGAUGUUUACUUGCAGAAAGAGGCUGAGUUUGAGAUGAAGAAUUCCCAAUUACAAAGUGAAAAGGAUUCCUGGCUUCAAAAGGAGGCUGGCUUAGAGAAAAGAAAUAAUGAGUUGGUGGAUGAAGUGGAGAAAUUGAAUUCAAAGAGGGUAAUGAAUCCUGAAGUCAGUUUGGAGAAAAAAGUAAAAGAGAUGGAGAAGGAAACAGAAAACAGGGUCCAGAAGGAGGUUGGCUUGGAGGAAAGAAUCAGUCUUAUGGUGGGUGAAGUGGAAAAUUUGAAUUCAGUGAGGGUGAGCUUGGAGGAAAAAGUAAAAGAGAUGGAGAAGGAAAGAGAUAACUGGAUCCAAAAGGAGAAGUCAUUCAGAGAAAUAAUUUCCAGCCUGAGUGGUGAUAAUGCACUCUUAGAGGCGCAGGUGAAGGAGUUCGAAGAGCUGAGGACCAAUAUUGUACAAGAAAAUCAGUUACUGAAAGAAAAUGUACAAGUUCUGCAGACGCAAGUCUCUAACCUUGAGAAGAGUGCUGCACUUCCUUAUUCACCAACUGGGAGCAAAAUGAAUACUCCUGAAAAUGGGGAUCCGAAUUCUGAAGGAGUUGCUACCCAAGCAUUGGUGGACAAAUUGGUUGAUAAAAAUGCGGAGCUCGUGGAAAAGGUGAACAAGUUAUAUGUGGAGCUCGAACGAAGAGGUCCCCCAAUGGAGGUAUCUUCAUUUUUAGGCUCUGAUAUAAUUACCAGAAGCUCUGAGGCAGCUCGUGUUGCCAAUGAAUCAGCCCUUGGGUCACAUAAAAUGCCUGGAGCUGUUCAGGAGCAUGAAGUUGAUUAUGCUACAGAGCCAAAAUCUAAGCCCAGUAAAGCAGUAUUGCAGUCAGGUGAGACGCUGCAAUCUCCAAAAGACGCCAUCGACAAAGCUGCGAGCGAUCAUGAGCAUGUGACUAAGAUAGAUAGCAGAAUUGAUGUAAAUUCAUCAGAAAUCGAGUCUGAUGAAAUAGUGCAGAUACCUUUAGACGAGAAUGAAGUUCAGUCAGCAGAUUUGGAGGCCGCAAAUGUGGAUCACGGUGAGGAGGAGGUUCCCCUCUCUAAUGCACCGUUAAUUGGUGCUCCGUUCCGUUUGAUAUCCUUUUUUGCUAGAUACGUGAGUGGUGCUGAUUUGGUUAAUAAGAACACAACCUCAAACUGAUAACUUGCUAAUAGUCUGCAGCUGUAAGAAGUUAGAUUUUACACAGCAAAACGGAGAAGGAUAACCCCAAAGAUUAAACAUAGUCAUGUCUCAAGUUGAAUGAUAUGCUUAUUAUAGACAUAGGCAAGAUACUGCUCGCUUUUUUGUACCAAUUAUAUUUUCGUAGGGGUAUCAGUUGUUAAAGAUGAAAUUAUUAAUUUUGGCCUUUUCUUAAACAUACCUGAAAAUUUGAAGGAGACGUAAGAACAAAAUUUAUACUAGACAGAUGAGAGUUGCAGUUGGCUAAUUUAGCCAAAUAGAUUUUUAUUUCUUUAAA